AUGACUUGUUUAGGUGGAUUUAUCGUUUCGAUCAUUGGUGCUAUCAUGUUUAUAUUUGGAAAUGUAGUAUCAUUUGCUUUUCUUUAUGUAUUAGGUAUCGUGAUCUCAAUGGCUGGUACUGGAUUUUUAAUUGGGUUCGGUAGGCAGAUCAAAACGAUGUUUAAACCGGUUCGAUUAAUCGCUUCAAUUCUAUUCCUCAGUUGUAUUAUCAUGGUCUUCGUCUCAGCGUUUGUCCUGAAAAUGGAUAUCUUAGUCAUCAUCUUUGCUAUUUUAACUUUCUUCGCUUAUACUUGGUAUUCACUCUCAUAUAUCCCUUAUGCAAGAGCUUUAGUAACAAAAGUAGUUUCAUCAGCUGUUUGA
Molecule: messenger RNA, 360 nt
Organism: Melampsora larici-populina 98AG31
Lineage: Eukaryota; Fungi; Basidiomycota; Pucciniomycetes; Pucciniales; Melampsoraceae
Exons: 5
Coding region: 1-360 (119 amino acids)
Biological process (GO): vesicle-mediated transport
Cellular component (GO): membrane
Source: RefSeq, a predicted model, not a curated record